GCCCCUGCCUACCCCAGACCUCCUGCCCAGCUGGGGAGGAGGUGGAGGGAGGAGGCCGGGCUGAGCUGGGGUGUGCCCCAGGCUGGGGAUACCCCGAGGGCCUGGGGGCUGCAUGGGGGAGGCCGCCCUUCCCUCCUUCCUGUGUCUCCACCCUCCGUGAACCCCACACGCCUGUGUCCAGACUGCACGCGAGCUCCCUCGGACAGCAGGAAAAGGGGUGGCCGUGUGGUAGGAGGCAGGCAGGUGGCACCAAGGCUGUCCAGGUGGCCAGUGGCAGACGUCAGCAGGGAGAUUCAGGUCAGAGCCGCCACAAGGACUGACCCACGGCGCCAGGACAGAGGACCAGCGCUGCCCAGCACUGUGGGGAUGUGGAGUGGGGCUACGAGGGCCUGGUGGAAGGAGGGGAGAACAUCAAGCAAGCCAACUGGCUCAGCGUCUCCAACAUCAUCCAGCUGGGCGGCACUGUCAUUGGCAGCGCCCGCUGCAAAGCCUUCAUGACGCGGGAGGGACGCCUGGCGGCGGCCUACAACCUAGUCCAACACGGCAUCACCAACCUGUGCGUCAUCGGCGGGGAUGGCAGCCUCACGGGCGCCAACAUCUUCCGCAGCGAGUGGGGCGGCCUGCUGGAGCAGCUGGUGGCUGACGGUAAGAUCUCGGAGACCACGGCUCAGACCUACUCACACCUGAACAUCGCCGGGCUGGUGGGCUCCAUCGACAACGACUUCUGUGGCACCGACAUGACCAUCGGCACGGACUCGGCCCUGCACCGCAUCAUGGAGGUCAUCGACGCCAUCACCACCACCGCCCAGAGCCACCAGAGGACCUUCGUGCUGGAGGUGAUGGGCCGGCACUGCGGGUACCUGGCGCUGGUGUCUGCGCUGGCCUCGGGGGCCGACUGGCUGUUCAUCCCUGAGGCGCCGCCCGAGGACGGCUGGGAGAACCUCAUGUGCGAGAGGCUCGGGGAGACUCGGAGCCGAGGGUCCCGGCUGAACAUCAUCAUCAUUGCCGAGGGCGCCAUCGACCGCAACGGGAAGCCCAUCUCCUCCAGCUACGUGAAGGACCUGGUGGUGCAGAGGCUGGGCUACGACACGCGUGUGACUGUGCUGGGCCACGUGCAGAGAGGGGGGACCCCCUCGGCCUUCGACCGAGUCCUGAGCAGCAAGAUGGGCGUGGAGGCCGUGAUGGCGCUGCUGGAGGCCACGCCCGACACGCCGGCCUGCGUGGCCAGCCUCUCAGGGAACCAGUCUGUGCGGCUGCCCCUCAUGGAGUGUGUGCAGAUGACGAAGGAGGUGCAGAAAGCCAUGGACAACAAGAAGUUUGACGAGGCCAUCCAGCUCCGCGGCAGGAGCUUCGAGAACAACUGGAACAUCUACAAGCUGCUCGCCCACCAGAAGGUGUCCAAGGAGAAGACCAACUUCUCCCUGGCCAUCCUGAACGUGGGCGCCCCGGCGGCCGGCAUGAACGCGGCCGUGCGCUCGGCGGUGCGCACCGGCAUUUCCCAGGGCCACACGGUAUACGUCGUGCACGACGGCUUUGAAGGCCUGGCCAAGGGUCAGGUGCAGGAAGUGGGCUGGCACCAUGUGGCUGGCUGGCUGGGGCGUGGUGGCUCCAUGCUGGGGACCAAGAGGACGCUGCCCAAGGGCCACAUGGAGUCCAUCGUGGAAAACAUCCGCACCUACAACAUCCACGCCCUGCUGGUCGUCGGCGGGUUUGAGGCCUACGAGGGGGUGCUGCAGCUGGUGGAGGCGCGCGGACGCUACGAGGAGCUGUGCAUCGUCAUGUGCGUCAUCCCGGCCACCAUCAGCAACAAUGUGCCCGGCACCGACUUCAGCCUGGGCUCCGACACCGCCGUCAACGCGGCCAUGGAGAGCUGUGACCGCAUCAAGCAGUCGGCCUCGGGGACCAAGCGCCGUGUGUUCAUUGUGGAGACCAUGGGGGGCUACUGCGGCUACCUGGCCACGGUGACGGGCAUCGCCGUGGGGGCCGACGCUGCCUACGUCUUUGAGGACCCUUUCAACAUCCAUGACUUAAAGACCAACGUGGAGCACAUGACAGAGAAGAUGAAGACGGACAUCCAGAGGGGCCUGGUGCUCCGGAACGAGAAGUGCCACGAGCACUACACCACGGACUUCCUGUACAACCUGUACUCGUCGGAGGGCAAGGGCGUCUUCGACUGCAGGACCAACGUGCUGGGCCACCUGCAGCAGGGCGGUGCUCCAACCCCCUUUGACCGGAACUAUGGCACCAAGCUGGGGGUGAAGGCCAUGCUCUGGAUGUCGGAGAAGCUGCGGGCGGUCUACCGCAAGGGGCGGGUGUUUGCCAACUCCCCCGACUCGGCCUGUGUGAUCGGCCUGCAGAAGAAGGCUGUGGCCUUCAGCCCUGUCACGGAGCUCAAGAAUGACACCGACUUCGAGCACCGCAUGCCGCGGGAGCAGUGGUGGCUGAGCCUGCGGCUCAUGCUGAAGAUGCUGGCGCACUACCGCAUCAGCCUGGCCGCCUACGUGUCCGGGGAGCUGGAGCACGUCACCCGCAGCACCCUGAGCAUCGAGAAGGGCUUCUGAGGCCGCCGGCCGUGCCCUCACCCCGCGCCCACCGCCUCUGGCCUCCCCGGUGCCCCCGUGCCAGCCCCUGUCCCUGGCACCGAGGCCGCCUGCUGUGAGGCCAGCCUGCCGUGGCCUGAGCACAGAGCCCCCGCGGCACCCACCUUCCUGCCCGGGGGACGUGGGCUGUUGGUGCGUGGACGCCGCUGCCCCCGCCUUGGCACCCCGUGGGGCCCUCGUCUCCCCCCACACCAGCGGCCCCACCCUCCCUGGCCCACAGGCUGCCAGGACCCAGGUCUCCAUGCCGAGAAGGGGCCGUGCCCCUUAGUCCUCACUGACCUUCUCCUGCCACCACUGCCACCGUGGCUGAGCAGUGUUUGUCACCUUUUCUAGAAUAAACACACCCUGACCGUAGA
Lemur catta (Ring-tailed lemur) is the source of this 2956-nucleotide messenger RNA. It is a transcript of the gene PFKL, whose product is annotated as phosphofructokinase, liver type. The coding region runs from base 495 to 2561 and encodes 688 amino acids. NCBI's taxonomy places the organism in Eukaryota, Metazoa, Chordata, Mammalia, Primates, Lemuridae. The transcript has 21 exons. The record is from RefSeq and is a predicted model, not a curated record. Gene Ontology annotation, cellular component: 6-phosphofructokinase complex; cytoplasm; membrane. Gene Ontology annotation, biological process: fructose 1,6-bisphosphate metabolic process; canonical glycolysis; fructose 6-phosphate metabolic process. Gene Ontology annotation, molecular function: fructose-6-phosphate binding; ATP binding; 6-phosphofructokinase activity.